AUGAUUAGUGCAAUUUCUUUACUGGCGUGGGUCUCUGAGAAAGACGUUCAACGAUUCUACUCGGAGAAACACCAAAGUUUAAUGAAGACGAAAGUAGACGAUAUUGAAAAGGAGAAAUGGAGAAAACAUUCCCUGUAUAAGUUAAGCAAAGAAGAACUGAUGUCAAAGUGCGUUGAGAAAAAACUAGACUCGACUGGAAAUAAGGUAAAUAUGGUGAGGCGUCUUUCACUGGUUUAUCCUUCUGAAGAGCUUGACGACAACCCAUUAUUGUAUGACGGUGAUUUGAUGUCAGUUCCUGGUAACAUUGCUGGUCUCAAUCGAUUAAAUGUGGCUCAGUUAAGAGAAAUUUUAAGACACCACGGAAUUCUCGAGGAUGGAGUGAAAGAGGAGCUUGUUCUUCGAGUUGGGCUACUCAAAGGUGGUAGGGAAAAGGCAGUUUUCUCACGGGAACGAAUUUCUAUUAUUCAGGCAAUAUCAUUUGCUGAAGAACUAUUUACCGUUACCAAAACGUUAUCAACUGAACGAGUCUGUCGUGUCCGAGAAUAUUCAAGAUGCAACGAAUCCCACUACCGAACGAGAGACAAACCUUUAUUGUCUAUUUAUCAAACACGAAUUAGUUCAUCUGCCCAAAACAGUGAAUGUAUAAAGAAGGAAUUUGAAGCAACCCUUCAGCCUUUAAAACAAGCCGUGAAGAGUGAAGAAGAGGCAGCAACAGUUGCACACAAACUAGGCACUGAUGACAAACCAUAUGUAAACAAACAAACGAGUUUGCCUAAGGAAAAAAACAACACUAAAGGAAAGUCCGAUAAAUUAUCAGUUCGAAAAUCUGUCAGGCUAGCUUCUGCUACAGGUAAAACAACAGACGAAUUUGCCAAAGUCAAACAGUUGCUAACAAACAUUGGAACACAAGUGGAAGUGUAUUGGUCGGAUGCAGAAUUAACUGGAACGAACUGGGAAAGUGGUUGGUAUUUGGGAGAAGUGCAAUCAUACGAUGAAGAUGAAGAUAUUAUACAUGUCAUGUAUGAGAAAGAGAAAACUCACUUGUAUAGUAUUUGCAUCAUGGCAGGACUAUUAGAAGGAAUUAUUCGCCCUGUUGGAUAG
Molecule: messenger RNA, 1101 nt
Organism: Paramuricea clavata
Lineage: Eukaryota; Metazoa; Cnidaria; Anthozoa; Malacalcyonacea; Plexauridae
Source: the annotation of a GenBank genome assembly